Molecule: messenger RNA, 1655 nt
Organism: Magallana angulata
Lineage: Eukaryota; Metazoa; Mollusca; Bivalvia; Ostreida; Ostreidae
Exons: 4
Coding region: 410-1507 (365 amino acids)
Source: RefSeq, a predicted model, not a curated record
UCAACCAUGUGACCUGAGGAAUGUGUAAAAUUGUAUAGGAUAAUUUCUACUGCUCUUGAAAACACAGCUCAGGUGAAUUUGCUAUUUCCCUGAGUAUUUGAAGAUUCAGCAAUCUUGUAGCCGUGAAAUCCCAGGACACGACGACAUACUGCAAUGGAACAUAACACAUGACCAGACGAGCGAGAGAAAUGAUGAGGCAGCUUCUUCCAUUGAUUUUCGCGGUAUCAGGAAGUUGGGGAUUUGGGGGAACGGACGAUUCGUCAGAAAUAAGUGGUUCAGGGGUAGGCAGUCCUGGGUCCCGAAGAGAGGGGGGAGAAUCCGACCGUUAAGAUUGUAAAUUGUCUCUUUCCUAUUCCAGACCGUUCCCAGACAUGUAAGGUUAUCGCUUGACAUAAUCGUCAAGAUUAGCAUGACCGGUCAAACCAGCACCUGUGUGAGAAAAAUGGUGCGACACGUCAUACAGAACAUGGAGGACUUUCAGCAUAACCUGGAUUCAAUGGUUCAGGACCUACAACGUCUCAUCCGGGACAUAGACACGGUGACCACAGAAAUUCAGGAGAGAUUUGACCGGAAGUCCACAAAACGCUGUAAUCACCAAAACGGUACCGAAUGUCCACGUCGCGAAGAUGCUUUACAAAAACUGUUAGAUACUGUGCGUACAGUUGACGAAUCUCCUGACCUUGACCUUUCCUAUCUUGACAUUUCAACCUCCUAUCAGCGGCCAAGAUGGGGGAGAUCUCUUUCUUUUCCAGUGUCCUCAUUUAAACUGUCUUCAUUGGUUAAUCCUAAAGAAGAGUUCAGGGAAGAAUACAACGCUACUAGUUUUGUUUGUGAUGAAUUUAAUUCCGAAGAUCAAAGAAAACGAGAUUCUAUAGUAAGAACUACACGUUGCACUGCACAACUAAAAGAAUCUGCAAAAAUUGUUACAAUCGUUCCCGAAUUCAAAAGUUCAAUAUCUACCAUAGAUAGACAUAGCUCUUCUUCCAAAUCAAGUGGAACGUAUAAAGAAAUAAAUUCCAUUAAAAGAACCACCGCCAGUUUUGAAAAUACUCAGCAAGUAAUAGCGGAAGCAACAACACAGACGAGUUUUACACUUGACUCGUCAUCUGAAUUCGAUGGCGAUGUGUUUAGGAACGAUGUGCCGGAACCCCUCUACACAGGAUCGUAUGAGCGGGAAAUGGAAUUGGAACUCGAAAAUUUAAUCGAAUCAUACAGACAGACACGUGACCCCGAUGAUUGGCUGAUGGAAACCGGAAGUUCUACCAGGAUUGGUUCCAGUGAUGAAGAGGCCGAGUUGGCACAGGAACUGAACACCUGGAUGUCGUUCACUCUGCCUAACACAGCGCCCCCUUCUGAGAGUUCUGAGAGUAGCUUCUCGGCCUCCGAGUCUGACAUCGUUAAUCACAAUACUCACGCCACUACGGUGUACGGCAACCUGAUAUUCUCUGAUAAUCUAGUCAUCAUGCCGAGUAGAUCACGUAAAGUUAUCGAACGUUUUGACGUUUGACGACAGUUUAGUCGAUGAUAUACUGUUACACUAAUAUGCAUAAUGAUAAUCUAUCGUUAGACAAACUUAUACCGAACGGAUCUUUAGCUCCGAAUAUAAUGUACUAUUGUUGGAAUGUAUUACAUUGCAUAAAAUGCAUUUUUUACAA